AUGCUUCCGCCAAUCCCGGUUCUUAGUGAUUACGGCAUCGAUCCUCAGCGUGGCUUCCUUCCCCCAGAACUACCCUUGACUUCUUUACCGGAUCCAUACUAUGCAAAAUGGGAGACUGUCAUUGAGAAAGUGCAGGCAUUGAUAUUGAGUCGGAGAAUUCGCACGAGUGUGGAGCGAUUGCCUGUGUUGUCCACUGCAUAUUUGCAUACAGAGGCAGAAUGGCAGAGGGCCUAUGUUGUGUUGACUUUGCUGUUGCAUGCGUAUGUCUGGGGUGGGGAUGUACCUGAAGAGAUAAUUCCUCCGCCCCUGAGUAUACCUCUUUUAGAGGUCUGCGAGCAUCUAGAUCUCCCCCCAGUCGCCACAUACGCCGCAGUAUGUCUAUGGAACUACAAGCCCAUCUUCCCCGACGAGUCAGCCGACGACCUCGACAACCUAGCCGUCAUCAAUACGCUCACAGGCUCUACCGACGAGCAAUGGUUUUAUCUCGUCUCCGUCGCAAUCGAAGCCAGAGGCGCACCCAUGCUUCCCCUGAUGCUCGAAGCCAUUGCCGCAGCACGCCGCGAUAACAGCGCGGUAGUCACAUCCUGUCUGCAAGAAUUAGCGCAAUGUAUUACCGAGAUCACGGUCAUAAUGCAACGAUUAUUUGAGCACUGCGAUCCUCAUGUGUUCUAUCACAAGGUCCGCCCUUUUUUGGCCGGAAGCAAGAAUAUGGGUGACGCUGGGCUGCCGAGAGGGGUCAUGUUUGAUGUCGGCACCGGCGCGACGGAGUUCAGACAAUACGGCGGCGGCAGCAACGCGCAGAGCUCUCUCAUCCAAUUCUUCGAUAUAGUCCUCGGCGUCGAGCAUCGCCCUACUGGCGUGGGUCGCGAUGGCGCUGGUGCACACAGUGACACUGAAGGUGUUGCGCCCAAACCACGUCACAACUUCAUCCAAGAAAUGAGACAAUACAUGCCACCUGACCACCGUCGGUUUUUGGAGCAUAUCGGCAGCGUGAGCAAUAUUCGGGAAUAUGUCGAUGCGCACCGAUCCGACAAAGCGCUUUGUUUGGCUUAUGAUGCCUCAUUGGCGAUGCUACGGGACUUACGCGAUAAACAUAUUCAGGUCGUUUCGCGGUAUAUCAUUGUCAAAUCGCGCGAACAAAGACGCAAUUCGCUCUCAAACCCUCAACCACCCACAACUACAACACGCCCAAUCGUCAACCUCGCAAACGUCAAAUCGGGCAACAACAAGAAACUCCGCGGUACAGGAGGCACAGCUUUGAUCCCAUUCCUCAAACAAGCGCGCGACGAAACCGGGGAACCGGCAAUCGAUGCUUGGGCGCGACGAUUACUCAGUAAUGGUCCCGCGGAUAGAAGUUUUGCGACGUUGGGCAAAGUCGGGGAGCAUGCGGAUGGGCAGAUUGAGAUUGUUGGUAUGGCGGGGACAUGGGCUAUGGAUGAGAGUGAGGGGGGGAUCUGUCAUUGGUAG
Talaromyces amestolkiae is the source of this 1467-nucleotide messenger RNA. RefSeq lists its product as uncharacterized. Gene Ontology annotation, cellular component: cytoplasm. The transcript is spliced from 2 exons. Lineage: Eukaryota; Fungi; Ascomycota; Eurotiomycetes; Eurotiales; Trichocomaceae. Bases 1 to 1467 code for a protein of 488 amino acids. Gene Ontology annotation, molecular function: indoleamine 2,3-dioxygenase activity; heme binding; metal ion binding. The record is from RefSeq and is a predicted model, not a curated record. Gene Ontology annotation, biological process: 'de novo' NAD+ biosynthetic process from L-tryptophan.